Messenger RNA from Didymodactylos carnosus, 270 nucleotides. NCBI's taxonomy places the organism in Eukaryota, Metazoa, Rotifera, Eurotatoria, Philodinida, Philodinidae. The record is from the annotation of a GenBank genome assembly.
AUGGACGCAUAUACAUGGCUACAACAGUAUCAUUUUAUACCUUGGUUAACAUUUGAUGAAUUUACUAGGUGGUUGUACUCUGCGCGACUUGUUAGUAUGCCAAUGAUGUGUUCAUGUAAACAAAACCUUAAACUAUAUGUUUGUAAACAUGCAGCAGGAUUUAUGAUCCACCUUAAUCUUUAUGUUAUAGCUGAUCCAGCUAAAUUACAAGUGUUAGGAAAACGGCGCGGACGCCCAAAAAAGGCAGGAAAAGCAUUAAGUCAAUCAUAA